Messenger RNA from Siniperca chuatsi (mandarin fish), 2431 nucleotides. RefSeq names its product smx5 (gene lsm2). NCBI's taxonomy places the organism in Eukaryota, Metazoa, Chordata, Actinopteri, Centrarchiformes, Sinipercidae. Gene Ontology annotation, biological process: mRNA splicing, via spliceosome. Gene Ontology annotation, cellular component: catalytic step 2 spliceosome; Lsm1-7-Pat1 complex; P-body. The coding region runs from base 1734 to 2021 and encodes 95 amino acids. The record is from RefSeq and is a predicted model, not a curated record. The transcript has 5 exons. Gene Ontology annotation, molecular function: RNA binding.
UUUUAUUUUUGACGUUAUUUUUUGUGGUUAUGGCUGAUACUGGGGCAGGAUCAGCGGAGAGAUCAAGUUAUGGGAUUUGAAAGGAUUCAAAACCGAUCCUGAAUUGGCCCUCUUCCUCCUAGAGAGGUAUGUAAUAUGUCUGCUUUAUUUGACUGUACGGUCCAUGGAGGUAUAGGUCACAGUGGACAUCACUGUAAUACAGCUGGCUCACAACGUAACAUUUUAUGUUGGCCUUGCUACCGAGCUGUAUCUCGCUGCUGGCUUAUUAUUCUGAAGACAUAACAUUACUAGGGAAUGUUGAUAACUUUAGCUUUCUCACCAAAAUUACCAUUACCGAGCAACCGAAUCCGCUUCCAAAACAAAUGCACGUGCUAGGCUAGCCAGAUCAAGAUCUUUAUGACACGAGGCGCGGGAAACACUACCGCUUUUGUCCACAGGGGCCGCAAGAAUCAACACAAAAUGAAAGAUCCUUGUAGUUGCUUUAAUUAGACUUUCUUAUUUCAGAUUUUUCCCACAACCUCAUGUCACAAUCAUUGCCUGUGAAACUGUAAUACCUCUUUCGUCUGCGUUAUAGAUCAAUCUAGUACUGCAACACUCCAAUCAUUUGCUUCCAUCUGCUGUUGGCUAAAAGACGUGCAUGCAGAGGGAGAAUCAGAAGUUAUCCAGAAGUUAAAAAAUUUUAAUCAUAGAGAACAUUCUACAUGAUGGUAUUGGAGGUAUAUAUAGUCAUCAGCUCCUACAUUUUCUUAUGUUAUUUUGUUCAAUCACAUGUGAGUAAAGCUGAGCUGCACUUUGUUUUCAUAGAUUGCAUAAUGGUUGCUGAUGUGCAUUAUCAAGAAUUUCCUACGUACUUUUUCUUGAAUUCACACAUUUUUCCUUUAAAUUGAAUCAAAUUACUAUGACUAUUACUAUUACCCUUAUCAUUGGUAGCCCAGUCAGUGCUGGUCACAUCUUAAGCAGUUCUCUUCCCAGAGAGAUAAUGUCUAGUACAGUGGUUCCCAACAUGGGGGUCGGGACAUUUGCCUUCGCUAUGCAAAAUGUCGUAAUUUUUUUUUACAUCCCUCCAAGCUUUUCUGUUUGUCAUACAAAUCACUGGAUACGCUUAACUCUUAAGGCCUAUGGAAAUAACUCAGUUACUUUUUGGUUGACUUGGUUCCAAGCUACAGACAUACAUUAUGUAACCAUUGACGAUGGGUUGCAAGUAGACAUUGUCUCAAUUUAAGGGGUCACAAGACUUGGGAAGCACAAGUCUAUUAAAUCCUAAAGGGUGUAAAGGCCUUUUGUGCCUCUAUCGUUUUUCGAUCCUGUGCCUCAGGACCAAGCGCCCUGCCGUUUUUCAAUAUUCCAGUCUGCCAAUCAAGAAACUCGCUGACAAGCCCAGCAGGUAUCAUCAGACCUGAGAAACACUUCAGAAUAUAUCACACAAGACCAACAGAUAAACAGCUAGAGAGUCAUUCCACUGACUCUAUGAGACACUAUAUUAGAUGUUUUACCUCAGAGUGAUUGUAUAAUGCUUUAUGGUCACAUCGUUUUCUUAACAAGCUACAAUAAACCUUUCUCAGGUACUAAAGUUCAAUACACUGUAUUUCCACACCUGUAAACAUUGAGCGCACGUUUGGCUCCCCCAUGUGGAGCUGGUCGGUAAUUGCACCCUGGUCCGUCGCAGCAAUAUUACGCAGGGUGUGACACAUCAUCAACACCAGACGCACUACCAUAAGACACCAACAGCAAUAAUGCUUUUCUACUCGUUUUUCAAGUCGCUGGUGGGAAAGGAUGUGGUGGUGGAGCUCAAAAACGACUUGAGCAUCUGUGGGACACUUCAUUCUGUAGACCAGUACCUGAACAUUAAGCUCACAGAUAUCAGCGUCACUGAUCCAGAGAAAUAUCCACACAUGCUCUCCGUGAAGAACUGUUUCAUCCGUGGAUCUGUGGUCCGGUACGUUCAACUACCUGCAGAUGAAGUGGACACUCAGCUCCUGCAAGACGCUGCGCGAAAAGAAGCAAUGCAGCAGAAGCAGUGAUGGACCUGCAGGAUGGGCUCUGGUCUGGGGCGGGUGGUGGGGGGGGAUUUUUGUGACAGUGAAUAAUGAGUAGGUUUAAGUUUUGAGUUCUGAGUUAAGUUCAUUUAAAGGUGAUACAGUUUGUGCAGCUCUUGUAAUUAAGCAGUAUUGGUCAUUUUCUUGUACUUUCACAGAGAAUUUAAUUGCAUUCCUGAAAUUAGUGAUCAAUAAUUUGCAAAACAGUAAUUAUUGGAAAUGAUCUUCACCUCAGAGGCCGUAUAGGAGGCCACGUUUGAUACUGUCUUUGUUUUGUUUAAAAGAAAUAGAACGGAAUACAAUUUGGAGCAUAGUACAAGCACUGUUGCUUAUCUUUAAACAUUAUAACUUUUGGAUUUUUUUAUGCCACUUCAAAAUAAACUAUUUUAUUUACA